Messenger RNA from Rasamsonia emersonii CBS 393.64, 315 nucleotides. RefSeq names its product Mitochondrial genome maintenance protein Mgr2. Gene Ontology annotation, cellular component: TIM23 mitochondrial import inner membrane translocase complex. Bases 1 to 315 code for a protein of 104 amino acids. Gene Ontology annotation, biological process: protein insertion into mitochondrial inner membrane; protein import into mitochondrial matrix. Lineage: Eukaryota; Fungi; Ascomycota; Eurotiomycetes; Eurotiales; Trichocomaceae. The record is from RefSeq and is a predicted model, not a curated record. The transcript is spliced from 5 exons.
AUGCCCGUCGUCGCAGCUCCAGCAGGGCAUGGCCCUUCGAUGUUUGACAAGAUGAAAAUGGGUGCUUUGAUGGGAGGAACUGUGGGUAUGAUUAUGGGCUUUAUCAUUGGCACUGUCACAAUUUUCCAGUAUGGUGCUGGGCCAAACGGUGUCAUGCGUACACUGGGCAAGUACAUGCUUGGAUCGGGCGCCACUUUUGGUCUGUUCAUGUCCAUCGGCAGUGUCAUCCGAACGGAGGGCCCUUACCACGAAGCCUGGCGUCGCGUUCACGGAACUCCCAUGAUGCUCCCGAGAGAAUAUCCGGCGCGUCGGUAA